UCUACACACAAAACGAACAUUAAAAUAAUUCGAACGAACUAAACAAAGAAUUGCUUCAAAAAACAACCUCUCGAAAAUGUUCUCGAGUGGCUAAUUCUAAAUUUGGAAUGUACUUCCUGUGAGUACGACUAUGUUUUGAAGAACAAGGUGAAGGCAACUGACCACAAGUGAAGAUUAAGGUGACCCAGUGACACUGAAAGGGGUUAAAGACAUUUCAUUCGAAAUCCAAGCGACGAGAAAAUAAAGUCAAGAGUUGGAGUAAGUCGUGCUUGGUGUACAAAAACCCCGUAGUCGCAUUUACCUGCUCGUUUUGCUAAUGUCCCAAUGCAAAACUGACCAAACCGAACACAGACAAACAUGCGACCGUGCGUGAUAUACUUUGUUGCAACAGUUGCUUUUGUAUUUGGAAUUCCGGCCCGAUCCUCUGCGAACUUAUUUGAAUAUUUUUCGCUGGAGAAUGAAAGCGUCGAUACUGAAGGACGGGAAGAGAACGGUGAGAACUUGGCAGAUUGCGAAUGCUUGGAAAUGUCGUGUACAUGCUGCGUGGAUUUCAAUUUAACAUACAUCGAUUUAGGUGGACCGGGUUGCGUUAAGAUGAAAUAUCUUUCUCAAGAAGAGGGAGUGUUGGUAAACGUAUCGUAUGGCGAAUCUCCUUUGCAUAGCCAGCAGGUUAAGGGUUCGAAACCAACGGCGACGUGCUUGGCACUCUUAACAAACGUAGCUGAAAUGUGCGCUCGAUUUCCUAAUUUGGAGCCACACGAUGACGGUCUAAAAGGCUGUUUACUUUUGGAGCCCAAGUUACUAGGGGCGGUAACGUCUCAUUUUAAAAUAGGGUGCUUCACGAUGGGACCCCGAGGCAUGGCCUUGGACAAAACAAACGACACUGCUCCCGCAGAAAGUAUACCCGUGAUCGCCGCCACAAACGUGACGCAAAAUCAGUCCGAUUCGAUUAUCAGCGGAGACUUGUUGGCGAUAGUAAACGAAACUGCAGAACAAGGGUUGGCUUUCAUUAGUAACCUAUUGGGAUUAUCCUUCAGCGAUGAUGCAUCGGACGUGAACCCCCAGAGUUCUUCGGCACCUGCUAAUCCCCCAUCCGAGUUACCACAUACUAAGAAAGAUUCGACUACGUGAAAAAUUCGGCGUCAAAAUCGCCCCUAUUUAUCGUUAUGAAAUUUUCAUGUCAAAUUCGGUCGAUCCCAGAGAUUCGCAUAAAUUUCAAAUUUCUGUGGAUUAUACACAGAGAAAGCGGUAAUCCGCUACACUCAAACUAUCCCCGUAGCGUUGUUGCUAACUAAAACAGACACGUAUAAUAUAUCGCUGGUGCGAACAUUACAUCAAAUUGGAUAUUUAUCCAGCUUUGCCCCGUCUGUAAGCGUCCCAAUGGAAAUUUUACCGUUUAUUUUGAAAUUAUGGCCUUUGCGGACCGAAUUAAUAAUCGACGUUAUUAAUUAGAACAGGUAAAUUGUUUUUACGGCGAUAAAAUACUUUUUCACCAAGCCGGAGUGAUUUUGUUUUGCUAUAGUUUCACCCAUUUAAAUAUACAUGUAUUUAAUUAAUUUUACAGUUUUAUAGUUUACAAAAGAAAACAAAAAAAUUAUAAGACCGUUUUUUUAAAUUUGAAGACAUCCAACAUUUCAUUAAAUAAUAUUAAUUUAUAGAAAUCAACGUCACUUAAACAUUCGUGUUACUUAGAUCGAGGACAAAUUUGAAAAACUGUAAUACGUCAACGCAAUUUGCUUAUUAGCAAAAUCAGUUUCUAAAUAUUGUACAAAACAUUCAGUUCAGCAAUUAGAUUUAUAGAAUUUAUAUAAAACUCUUAAUAAGAAUAUUAGGCGUUUUAAAAAACAAUAAGAGUCUUAAUAAAGGUUCCGUUUGGCCAACAUAAUUUUUUCCUAAUACAUGACAGAUGCUUCCUCAUUCGUUAAUAAAUUUAAUAAUAAAGUACUGCGUUGCCACAUUUUUAUAAUUGCAAUAAGUACAUGAAGGUACUGGAUAGGUUAAUGAAUAUUUUUUAUAGCACAAGGUUGCAAUAACAAUAUUUUUUUAUACAUAAAUCUUUUUUUACACCUGUUUUUCGCCUUUUUUUCUUGAUUCUAGAAACGCUCAUAUUAAAGCAAUAGAAACAAGGCUCCAAUUUUAGAAUCUAGAUUGGUAUAAGCUGUGUACUUCAGAUUUUUCCCAUGUACAAGUUACUAUUUGGUGUAUUGUUAAUUUCCCUAUUUGUCUUCAUUCUGUGGAAAAAGAAAUUUUAACUAUUAUGUAAGUUUGCUGGGUGUUUAAAGUAUUUAUUUAUUUAUUUUUUAAUUUUUUACAAAUG
Messenger RNA from Cylas formicarius (sweet potato weevil), 2317 nucleotides. RefSeq lists its product as uncharacterized. The record is from RefSeq and is a predicted model, not a curated record. Lineage: Eukaryota; Metazoa; Arthropoda; Insecta; Coleoptera; Brentidae. The transcript has 4 exons. Bases 358 to 1131 code for a protein of 257 amino acids.